CUAGCAACUUUCAUCCUUUGGAACUUGUGCUGCAAAAGAAAAGUCAGCAAAUACUACUGAAAGUGCAAUAUUUGAUUAUCACUGCGAGAUGAGCUUUGAUCCAAACCUUCUCCACAACAAUGGACACAAUGGGUACCCCAAUGGUAUUUCAGCAGCACUGCAUGAAACUGGGGUUAGAAAACUGUUGACCUCUUAUAGAUUUAUUCAGUGUUCCAAACGGCAAGCUAGACUUUUCUUCUACUGUUCACAAUACAAUGGCAACCUCCAGGACUUAAAAGUAGGAGAUGAUGUUGAAUUUGAAGUAUCAUCUGACCGACGGACUGGGAAACCUAUUGCUAUUAAGUUGGUGAAGACAAAACCAGAAAUACAUCCUGAGGAACGAAUGAAUGGACAAGAAGUGUUUUAUCUGACUUACACCUCUGAAGACGUGGAAGGGAACAUUCAGCAGGAAACUGGAGAUAAAAUUAACUUUGCAAUUGAUAACAAUAAACAUACGGGUGCUGUAAGUACUCGUAACAUUAUGCUUUUGAAAAAGAAACAAGCUUGCUAUCAAGGAGUAGUUUGUGCCAUGAAGGAGGUGUUUGGCUUUAUUGAAAGAGGUGAUGUUGUAAAAGAGAUAUUCUUUCACUAUAGUGAAUUUAAGGGUAACCUAGAAACCUUACAGCCUGGAGAUGAUGUGGAAUUCACAAUCAAGGACCGAAAUGGUAAAGAAGUUGCAACAGAUGUCAGACUAUUGCCUCAAGGAACAGUCAUUUUUGAAGAUAUUAGCAUUGAACAUUUUGAAGGAACUGUAACCAAAGUUAUCCCAAAAGUACCUAGUAAUAACCAGAAUGACCCAUUGCCUGGAUGAAUCAAAGUUGACUUUGUGAUUCAAGAACUUCCCUUUGGAGACAAAGACACAAAAUCCAAAGUGACCCUGCUGGAAGGUGACCAUGUUAGGUUUAAUAUUUCAACAGACCGACGUGACAAAUUAGAACAAGCAGCAAACACAGAGGUCCUAUCAAAUACAUUUCAGUUCACUAAUGAAGCCAGAGAGAUGGGUGUGAUUGCUGCCAUGAGAGAUGGUUUUGGUUUCAUCAAGUGUGUGGAUCGUGUUGCUUGUAUGUUCUUCCACUUCAGUGAAAUUCUAGAUGGGAACCAGCUCCACAUUGCAGAUGAAGUAGAGUUUACUGUGGUUCCUAAUAUGCUCUCUGCCCAAAGAAAUCAUGCUAUUAGGAUUAAAAAACUUCUCAAGGGCACAGUUUCAUUCCAUUCCCAUUCAGAUCAUCAUUUUCUGGGCACUGUAGAAAAAGAAGCCACUUUUUCCAAUCCUAAAACCACAAGCCCACAUAAAGGCAACGACAAGGAGGCAGAAGAUGGCAUUAUUGCCUAUGAUGACUGUGGGGUGAAACUGACUAUUGCUUUUCAAGCCAAGGAGGUGGAAGGAUCUAUUUCUCCUCAAAUAGGAGAUAAGGUUGAAUUUAGUAUUAGUGACAAACAGAGGCCUGGACAGCAGAUUGCAACUUGUGUGAGACUUUUAGGUUGUAAUUCUAACUCUAAAUGGCUCUUGGGUUAUGUGGCACCUCUGAAAGAUAAUUUUGGAUUUAUUGAAACAGCUAAUCAUGAUAAGGAAAUAUUUUUCCAUUAUAGUGAGUUCUCUGGUGACGUUGAUAGCCUAGAGCUGGGAGGUAUGGUUGAAUACAGCUUGUCCGAAGGCAAAGGCAAUAAAGUCAGUGCUGAGAAAGUAAACAAAACUCCCUCAGUGAAUGAUAGGCUGAAGGAACAGAAGACUCUUAUGGAGCUAGAGCUUCUGCGAACAGGCAUUCAGAGGCCUGAAAUAGACAGCCAGGCACAUGUCAGACAAGGUCUGAUGUGGGCUCUGAAGUCAGACAUUUUUAUUAACCAAACUCCUGGGAGACUGAGAAUACCUCAACCUCUGAGGUUGGCAACAACAAUUUGUGAAGACUUGUGGGGACUCCUGAUUAAACAGACAAGGAAUGAUGAGCACUUGGAAUGGGAAAUUGCUUAUCAGAAGCAAGCAGAAGAGCAGGCACAGGAGACAGAGGCUUGUCUAAAUAGCCUGACACAGACCCUGGCAAGCAAACUACACCUGGGAACAGAACAGCAGCUCUUCACAUGGUGGAGGCCCCGAUGUCAGCGACUGUAG
Molecule: messenger RNA, 2146 nt
Organism: Onychomys torridus (southern grasshopper mouse)
Lineage: Eukaryota; Metazoa; Chordata; Mammalia; Rodentia; Cricetidae
Product: cold shock domain-containing protein E1-like
Molecular function (GO): nucleic acid binding
Source: RefSeq, a predicted model, not a curated record